Molecule: messenger RNA, 2130 nt
Organism: Cyphellophora attinorum
Lineage: Eukaryota; Fungi; Ascomycota; Eurotiomycetes; Chaetothyriales; Cyphellophoraceae
Product: putative dipeptidyl peptidase 3
Exons: 1
Coding region: 1-2130 (709 amino acids)
Biological process (GO): proteolysis
Cellular component (GO): cytoplasm
Molecular function (GO): dipeptidyl-peptidase activity; metalloexopeptidase activity
Source: RefSeq, a predicted model, not a curated record
AUGGACUCUGCAGCCCGAGCUCACUACCUUGCGGACUCCCCUCCAACAGUCGUUCGUCUAGAAAUCGCACCGCACUUUGAUGCCCUCAACGCCCAGCAGAAGCGAUAUGCCCACCACAUCUCCCGUGCUGCAUUCCACGGUACACGCAUAACGUUGGCCCAGGUCAGCCCAGAGAGUGUGCCAAUCUACGAUCUGAUAGUAGCCAUACACACAGCCUGCAAGGGCGACUACAAGAAGCUGGCUGCUGACACGGGUGCCGGCGAUGACGCUGUUCGACAAUGGCUUGAGUAUGCCGCUCAGUUCUUGGGCAAUUGUGGUAACUACAAAGGCUUCGGGGACAGCAAGUUCAUCCCUAGAGUUGAGCCUGGCGAUUUAGAGAAGAUCGCGAAGAUCAGUGAAGAGGCCCAAUUAUUGCUGAAGAAGGCAAGUUCGGUCGGAGGCGGCAUCUACGAGACGCAGGAAGCAUCAUUGAUGCAUCUCGGGUAUCCUGACGCGGGUCACAUGUCCACGUACUACCCAGACAGCCAGUCCAUCACGAAAGAGGAGAUACAGAUCGUUGGUGAUGUUCUCGAGAGCAAAGGCCUCCCUAUUGAGAACACGCGUUUGAGGAAAACCAAAGCAGGGGACUUUGAGCUGCUGGUGGCGAGCAGUGACCCCAGUCCCAGCAAAGGUGACCGAGAUCUUGGCGACACAGACAAUGUCGAGCUCAUGGGAAGUCUGAAAGGCAAGAAGCUCAAGUUUGUCUUCGGAGACUAUCAGAAGGAGAUGGCUGCCAUCGAGAAAGAGAUCAAGGCAGCCGAGAAGGAGGCACUAAACGACACAGAAGCCAAAAUGAUGGCUGAGUACGCAAAGAGUUUCGGUACAGGAAGCAUAGAAGCGUACAAGGAGUCACAGAGAUACUGGAUCAAGGACAAAAGGCCCAUGGUCGAGACAGAUCUGGGCUUCGUCGAGACAUACCGGGAUCCGCACGGCGUGCGAGGAGAGUGGGAAGGAUUUGUAGCCAUGGUCAACCUCGAGCGGACCAAAGCAUUUGGCAAACUCGUUGAUGCUGCAGGCACAUUCAUACCCAAGCUGCCCUGGAGCAACGAGUACGAGAAAGACAAGUUCCUCAGCCCAGACUUCACUAGUCUGGAGGUGCUCUCCUUCGCCGGAUCUGGAAUCCCGGCAGGCAUCAAUAUUCCCAACUACGACGACAUCCGACAGAACCUAGGCUUCAAAAACGUUUCCCUCGGCAACGUGCUGAGCGCCAAAGCUCCCAAAGAACCCAUCCCCUUCAUCCGUGACUCGGACGACGCCGUCUACCGCUCCUGCCGAGAUCCAGCUUUCGAAGUGCAAGUCGGCAUCCACGAGCUCCUCGGCCACGGUACCGGUAAGCUCCUACAAGAGACCUCUCCUGGCGAAUACAACUUCGACCCUAACAAUCCUCCCUCGUCUCCCAUAACCAAGAAGCCCAUCACGACAUGGUACAAGCCCGGCCAGACAUGGUCCUCGGUCUUCGGCUCCAUCGCGUCCUCCUACGAAGAAUGUCGUGCUGAGUGUGUCGCUAUGGCUCUAUCCUGCGAAUUCGAGAUCUUGUCGCUGUUUGGUUUUGGUGACGGGAAGAACGCCGACCUAAACUCCCCCGCCGGCGACGUGCUGUACGUAGGUUACCUCCAGAUGGCGCGUGCUGGUGUCGCCGCGCUCGAGUACUGGGACCCGAAGGCGCGGAAGUGGGGCCAGGCGCACAUGCAGGCACGCUACUCGAUCUUGCGAACGUUCAUGAACGCUGGGGGCGAUUUUUGUGAACUCGUCUCCAAGAAGGACGAUCUGUCUGAUCUGGAAAUUCACCUCGACCGCUCCAAGAUUCUGAGCCACGGGAGACCAGCGGUGGAGGACUAUCUUCAGAAGUUGCACGUCUAUAAGUCCACAGCGGACGUUGAGGCAGGCAGAAAGCUUUACGAGGAGAUCACAAGCGUGGAUGAGUGGUGGGCGGAGAAGGUGCGGCCGGUGGUGUUGAGUAAGAGGCAGCCAAGGAAGGUGUUUGUGCAGGCGAAUACGGUUCUAGAUGAGGCGAGUGGGGAGGUGAGGCUGGUGGAGUAUGAGGCCAGUUGCGAGGGGAUGGUGAGGAGCUAUGUUGAGCGGAAUGUUUGA